Messenger RNA from Pimephales promelas (fathead minnow), 2666 nucleotides. RefSeq names its product paired box 8 (gene pax8). NCBI's taxonomy places the organism in Eukaryota, Metazoa, Chordata, Actinopteri, Cypriniformes, Leuciscidae. Gene Ontology annotation, biological process: anatomical structure development; regulation of transcription by RNA polymerase II. The record is from RefSeq and is a predicted model, not a curated record. Gene Ontology annotation, molecular function: RNA polymerase II cis-regulatory region sequence-specific DNA binding; DNA-binding transcription factor activity, RNA polymerase II-specific.
CUCUGAUCACACACACACAAACACGAACACACACACACACACACAGUACUGGAGGAACUCUGAUCACACACACACUCAAUAUGUGCCAUUAUAACUGACACUGUGGCGCUGGAUAAAAGCCGUCGGAUAUUCCCAAGCGUUUCUUCUUCAGAAGGGAAUAAAACUGUCCACGCAGGGGUAUUUGCACGCCAGACCUCAUAUGGACUAAAACACAGAAACACGUGGACAAAAAACCUGGACAUCAAGAGACCGAGACUUCUCUGAGAAAUGUCCAUCACUACUGGGCGAGGUCAUGGGGGUCUGAAUCAGCUCGGAGGAAUGUUUGUGAACGGCCGGCCGCUCCCCGAGGUGAUCCGGCAGAGGAUCGUGGAUAUGGCACAUCAGGGCGUCAGACCCUGCGACAUCUCCAGACAACUGAGGGUCAGUCACGGGUGCGUCAGCAAGAUCCUGGGCAGGUACUAUGAGACGGGCAGCAUUAAACCAGGGGUCAUUGGAGGCUCGAAGCCGAAGGUCGCGACCCCUAAAGUGGUGGAGAAGAUCGCGGAGUACAAGCGGCAGAACCCAACCAUGUUCGCGUGGGAGAUCCGGGACCGGCUGCUGGCCGAGGGAGUGUGUGACGGGGACACCGUGCCCAGCGUCAGCUCCAUCAACAGGAUCAUUCGCACAAAAGUUCAGCAGCCUUUCAAUCUGCCUCUGGACAGUAAAGGCCUGAGUCCUGGACACACACUGAUUCCCAGUUCAGCCGUGACGCCUCCCGAAUCUCCCCAGUCGGACUCACUGGGAUCCACCUACUCCAUCAGCGGCUUACUGGGAAUCCCUCAGACCGGCGCCGAGGGCAAGAGGAGCCGCGACGACAGUGAUCAGGAGAGCUGUCGGCACAGUGUGGACUCGCAGGGAAGCGGGACCGGGUCCCGGAAACAUCUUCGGACCGAACACUUCCCGACCCAGCAGGACUGUGGCUUCCAGCGGAACCAGUACAGCUCCGACUCCUUCAGCCACAGCACUGGGAAAGCGGAGCAGUCUCUCUAUCCUCUCUCGCUCAUCAAUGGCAGCUUGGACGAGGGGAAGAGUGGCUCAGUUAUCAGUCGAAACCUGGCAGCACAUCAGGGAUACGCAGUGGUUUCAGAAGCCCUACAGCCCCGCCCACUCUGCCUGAAACAGGAAGUGUCCCCCGAGGUGAACAGCUCAAGCUCCUCCCCCAACAUCAUCGCUAACUCCGCGUUCCUGGAGCUCACGGCCAUCUCGGCUCCGGCGUCAGUGUCCAUCGCUAACAGUUGCAGCAACGCCACUCAUUUAUCUCAUGGCUUCAGCUCAUUUUCCCAUCAUGCCCCAGUGCAGGGGCAGUUCAGCAGCCCACACCUCAUCACAGGGAGAGAAGUGUCGAGCUCCAUGCUCCCUGGUUAUCCUCCGCACAUCCCAUCGGCUCAGACCGGCUUCUCCUCGUCCUCCAUCACCGGGAUGGUUGCAGGACCGGAGUACUCGGGCCAGACCUACACACACCCGUCCUACACGUCCUACAGCGACGCCUGGAGAUUCACCAACUCCACCAUCUUAGGAUCCCCGUAUUACUACAGCUCCUCCUCGCGGGCUCCGCCCUCCGCCUACGACCAUCUCUAGGAGAAGCUUUCUCUUCUUACACUGGAUUAUGAAGAAAACCUCGAGCUUCUCUUCUUACACUGGAGAAUACAGUGGAGGAUGAAGAAAACAGAUUGAUGAUGAUGGACGAUACCUUUUAUUGCCUGUAAAACUAUUUAUGUCCUUUGUACACGGCCUGAUUAAAGGCCAUUUACAGCCACACGUUUACAUCUUAUUCCACCAGUGAACAAUUGUUGCCUGUAUUUUUAUUUCUCUGUAGCCAAAGACAUUUCACAAUGUUUCCAUAUAUUCAUGGCCAGAAACACGAGUGCACAUGAAACUGAUUAUAUCAAACCCAAUCCACGCAAAUUCAAAUAGUAGCCUAUUAAUAACUCUAAAGAAGGUGAGAAACAUCGCGACCGUUUCACUGCUUGCGAACAUUAGACGGGCGAAUCUUUUUGAGCUCGUGACAUUUGAUGGCGUUUGGAUUGGAUUGAGGGAACUGGUGUCUGUCGGGCCAGCGCUGUCUCGCGACCCAUUCACGACCUCACUCGUACGAACUGUCUGAACCGCAGUGGUGGGUGGGUUUAGGGGCGGGGUCAGGGGCCAUCCGGACGAAUUAACCACCUCGUAAAAUCCGAGAUCGAAUUGCCGAGAGAUUGGGUUGGAUGGGCUGUAUCAUAUUCAAGCAUUAAAUAUCUUUUAAACAAAAUAUAAAUAACAGCUUACCUUUAACAAAAAGAUUAUUUCGCCAUCUUUCAACAGAAGCAGCAUUUUCAGAAACAAUUAAAGAUGUUUAACGGUUUAGGGCAAUAUGUAAAUAAUGAAGAGAAAGCCAACCCUUAUUAAAAUUAAAUUCAUUUUCUAUACUCUAGACAUGAUUAUUAGGGCUGAACUGUGUGGGGAUUCAUUAGUUUCAGUAAAACGUUUAUCGCCUCUAUUUUUCCAUCUUAUCAUGCUUAUAUUUCUGUGAUUAAACGAGUUUUGAGUUUCAGAGAUUACUGUUAUUGUACUGUUAAUUAUAUUAUUCAAAUGUAAAUUAAUAAUUUCUACAGAAUUAUUUUGAAUUAAAUAAAGCAUGUCAAAGUCCA